GUGCUCCCAGGCCCUGCUCCUCUGCGUGCAGUUUCUCCACCAGGUGGUGGACACGUGGCUUCUGACAGGCAGGUGGGGGCACCGCGCCUUCUAUGGUCCCACCGUGGUUCCAGAGGCGCCUUAUCGGCGUUGGCAGGUGGUCUUCCCUUGGCGCUCGUGCCCAGACACCCAGCGCUCGUGUUUCUCGUCCUCGGCCUGGCAGGCUGCAGCCCAGGGGCGGGCAGAGCCCAGAGCGGAGAGCCUGUGAGACGGAACCUCAGCGGAGCCCUUUGUGGGAGGAGUAAUGGCACUUCCCAGGCCUGCCUUGUGGCAGGAGUGCGCUGGGCUGCAUGUAAUGGGAAACCCAUAGACAGGGGGGUUUCUCUUUCUCCUGUCCUAAUGAAUUCUGGCCUGGGUAAUGCACCAGCAGUCCAGGCUCCUUCUGUCUGUCUGUCUGCCUGCCCCCCGGUUUCAGCCUGUGUCUCCAUCUUGGUGCUCGAACGCACAUCCGUGCUCCCAGCAGGAAGGCAAUGGGAAGGAGAUGCUGUGACCUUUUCUGUAAAGAGCGCAGCGGAUCGCCCAGUAGACAUCUGUGUGGAUCUCAGUUGCCAGAACUGGGACACGUGCCCCUCCAGCUGCAAGGGAGCUUGGGAAGCUGUGUCGUAACUGGGCACAAGCAAACACGGGGUUCUCUUGGGAAGGAGUCUAGAGACUCGGGUCACCCAUGCGCAUAGGGGCUUGUCGCCUCGAUCAGAUCUGCCACCACCCAAAAGAUGGGGACCCUGUCUUGCUCAGCCCUGUCCCCUCCAGGCAUGGAGCCUGGCACACAGAAGGUGCUUAGCAAAUAGUGGGGGGGAGGGGGGCGGCUCCUGCUCUCAUCUGAGGGGAAAGCCACUAAUCUGAAGGCAGAGGCCUGGCCCUUGCGCUCAGGGAACCCGCAGUCAUAGCCGCCACCCCCCACGGAGGCCACCAGCUCAGACGUGUGCUCGUGUCAGCCCUCUUCGAUGGCAGAACAGCCAGCAGCACGCAGCUCCUGCAGCGUGUGCACCGUGCGCGGGGUUGGCACAGUGGGCGGUCCAUGGAGGCCGCAGCGUCACGCCCCCCACAGCCACUUGGCAAAAGGGAAGGAAGCCCAGCGGGGCUGUGAGGGGGAGAUCCCCUCCCGAAGCUCCAGUCCCGAGACCAUGAAAGCCGACCGGAAGCGCCUGAAGGGCGAGAAGACGGACCUGGUGAGCCAGAUGCAGCAGCUGUACGCCACGCUGGAGAGCCGCGAGGAGCAGCUGCGGGACUUCAUCCGGAACUACGAGCAGCACCGCAAGGAGAGCGAGGAUGCCGUCAAAGCUCUGGCCAAGGAGAAGGACCUGCUGGAGCGGGAGAAGUGGGAGCUCCGGCGCCAAGCCAAGGAGGCCACGGACCACGCCACGGCACUGCGCUCCCAGCUGGACCUCAAGGACAACCGGAUGAAGGAGCUGGAGGCUGAGCUGGCCAUGGCCAAGCAGUCCCUAGCUACGCUGACCAAGGACGUCCCCAAGCGGCAUUCACUCGCCAUGCCAGGCGAGACCGUGCUCAACGGCAACCAGGAGUGGGUGGUGCAGGCGGACCUGCCGCUGACCGCAGCCAUCCGGCAGAGCCAGCAGACGCUCUACCACUCGCACCCCCCGCACCCUGCAGACCGGCAAGCGGUCAGGGUGAGCCCCUGCCACUCCCGGCAGCCUUCCGUCAUCUCCGACGCGUCUGCCGCCGAAGGCGACCGGUCAUCCACGCCAAGCGACAUCAACUCCCCUCGCCACCGGACGCACUCCCUCUGCAACGGCGACAGUCCCGGCCCAGUUCAGAAGAACCUGCACAAUCCCAUUGUACAGUCACUAGAGGAUCUUGAAGACCAAAAACGGAAAAAGAAGAAAGAGAAGAUGGGAUUUGGCUCCAUCUCCCGCGUCUUCGCCAGAGGGAAGCAGCGGAAGUCCCUCGACCCCGGCCUGUUUGAUGACGCGGACAGCCAGUGCAGCCCCACGAGGCAGAGCCUGUCGGAGGGCGAGGAGCAGGUGGACCGGCUGCAGCAGGUGGAGCUGGUCAGGACCACCCCCAUGUCCCACUGGAAGGCGGGCGCCGUGCAGGCCUGGCUGGAGGUGGUCAUGGCCAUGCCCAUGUACGUCAAGGCCUGCGCGGAGAACGUGAAGAGCGGGAAGGUGCUGCUGAGCCUGAGCGACGAGGACCUGGAGCUGGGCCUGGGCGUGUGCAGCUCCCUGCACCGGCGCAAGCUGCGGCUGGCCAUCGAGGACUACCGCGACGCCGAGGCGGGCCGGAGCCUGUCCAAAGCGGCCGACCUGGACCAUCACUGGGUGGCCAAGGCCUGGCUGAACGACAUCGGCCUGUCCCAGUACUCCCAGGCCUUCCAAAACCACCUGGUCGAUGGGCGGAUGCUGAACUCCCUGAUGAAGCGGGACCUGGAGAAGCACCUGAAUGUGUCCAAGAAGUUCCACCAGGUCAGCAUCCUGCUGGGGAUCGAGCUGCUGUACCAAGUGAACUUCAGCAGGGAGGCCCUCCAGGAGCGCCGGGCCCGCUGCGAGACACAGAACACAGACCCCGUGGUCUGGACCAACCAACGGGUGCUCAAGUGGGUGCGAGACAUUGACCUGAAGGAGUACGCAGACAACCUGACCAACAGCGGGGUCCACGGCGCCGUGCUGGUGCUGGAGCCCACGUUUACUGCCGAGGCCAUGGCCACCGCCCUGGGCAUCCCCAGCGGGAAGCACAUCCUCCGGAGACACCUGGCGGAGGAGAUGAGCGCCAUCUUCCCCCCGGCCACCUCCACGGGCAUCCGGGAGGCUGAGCGCUUCGGAACGCCCCCUGGGCGGGCCCCCAGCACCCCCCGGGCGGGGAAGGAGGAGAACAGCAGUGGCAUCAGGCACAAGGCUGGCCGGCUGCCCCUGGGGAAGAUAGGGCGGGGCUUCGGCAGCAAAGAGCCCGAUUUCCAUGAUGACUACGGCUCCCUCCACAACGAAGACUGUGGGGACGAGGACCUCGAGGGCCGGCCAGAGCAGUGCCGCCUGGAGGGCUACAAUGGCCUGGAGGUCACCAACGUGUGAGGAGCCGAUGCUCGGCCAGACCCGACACGGGAGUCACCUGGAGGAAGAGGAGCCGGACACCAUCGCCCCUGUACAUUGUGCCCGCAGCUGAGGAGGCGCCUCAGUCCCGGGAAAAUCCCCGCAGACGCCGCAGCUUCAGAUGGGAGCACAGGGAGCCAGGAGGCGCCCGCCGGAGACGUCCCACUCAGCGGAAGGGCGCUGGCCCCAGGACCUGUUACAUGCCAGCCCCUCCAUCACCCAGGCCCCACCCCAGAGUGACUGACUGUCAGCGCUGUCCUGGCUGCCAAGGCGGAAAGGGGCCCCGACGCCCCAUCCGGGAGGAGCAGGUGGGCUCCACGCAGACAUGCGAGCCCCGCGGGCACAGAGGUCAGCAGGCAAAGCCCAAGGUUGACCCAUCAGCAGGUGACCCUCCAGCCAGUGAGGCGACAGGAAAGGCUGCCCACGGCCGAGACGCCACACGGCGGGAGGGUGCGGCCCAGCAUCCUCGCCCCUGUGACUGAGAGCCUGGGUUCUCUGUGGGGUCGCUGAGCCCCUCUUGGGAGCAAGCGGAACGGGGGAGUCAUUGUCUCUGCCCCGAAAGCCCCGGUCACGGGGGUGGGCGUGUGGGAGUAAUUGCUCGUCCUCCCAGGAGCAGCUCCCGGGUGGGCACAGGUGGAUGGUCCGUGCGGGCCGGGGCUUGGCAAUGGCAGUCCCAGGAAAUGCAACCUCCUGUCAUUGGGCGAAGGGCCGGUGAGGGCAGGAUCAGGGAUGACGGAGGGAGGCCCGGGACAACUGUGCCCCAUGUGGCAGCGGAUCCGGGAUCGGGGCAGGGAGUGCUCACCGCUACCCCACAAACCUUUGUCGCUCUGAUGGCUGUCACCUGCGCAGAGGGGUCCUGGCUGAGAUGAGCCUCGCAGAGCCACGCGGGCGGGAUGGCGGCGAGAACCGCGGGCCUCUGCCUGACUCGCACUGUGUGCUGUGCGGCUUCUCCCGGCGCCUCGCCUCUCUGCACUUCAGCAUCCUCCUCUAACGCUGCUUCCCGGCCGGGGGGUGCGAGGCUAACACUUGCUAACGUCUGUAACGCACUCCGUAGCCUCUCGGGAGGCAGGUGGGAGUCGGGGGUCUAAUCCCCCACAUACCACACAGAACGGACAUGGACCUGCCCCUCUAACUCGGUUAUUUUGGGAACAAUGUGCAAAGGGAGCACAAGGCAUGUGGGAUAUUUCGACCCUUUAGCACCCCUGAUAGGGCUUGAGCGGGGAGAGAGCGAGAGCGAGAGCGAGAGCGAGAGAGAGAGAGAGAGACCCCAUAGGCACAGCCCUUGGAAACCAGUUUGAUUCCAGGGAUCGGCUGGGCUUCCUGGACCCCGACGCUGAGUGAUGAUCCAGGAAGGACGAAACGAGCAUCCCACUGACACUCGGGUAUGGAAGCGGAUCACCUGUUGGAACCACGAUGCCCCACUUCCACUGAAGCCAUGUGCCCGAGCGCCCAGGAGGACAGGGUGUGAAUUCCCAACACUUGAGUCCGCCUCGAAGACCUCUCCAACCCAGGGUGGGCGACACCGACCGAGCCCCGAGGAACUGGGGGGUCCCUCCCAGAGCCAGACCGCACGUCUCCCCCACCCUGACACAAGCACAGCCUCCCUCCCCCGGGGCCAGGUGCCUGGUGGGUGGACAGGGAGACGCCCCCUCUUGUCUGAUGUUUGGCCUCCUCGGGACACAGUUCUGAUUCCGGGGCCUGAGGCGUGAAGCUCUGGGACCUGCCCUGGCUCCGCUGAGGGUCCAGACCCCAGUGUCUCUGUGGCAUUCAGCCACACGCGGGCCGGAGCUGCAGAGCCCACAGCCGGGGCAGGAGAACCAGGCGCCCAGCCACGCUGGUGCCCGGUCACUCCUGAGCCAGCCUCAGCCUGGGUGGCCGGCACCCCAGGACCUGCCUCCAGGGGGGCAGCAAAGCAGGAGGCCAGUCAUCCCCACAGGGUGGGCGGAAGGGCAGGGUGGGCGAAGGCAGACCUGCUUACCUGAAACUAACUUGAUUUGUCAGGAAUGAAGCUCGCCUUGUCCCCGGCGCACCCCCUUUGCAGACAAGGUGAGCGAGCAGCGGCUUGGGGGUCACCAGCAGGGGUGGCGUUAGUCCGAAAGGCCUGGGGCCACGUGGGCCACUGCACACCCACCUUUUGGCCCAAAGAUGCCCUGAGCACACACUCGCUCCCCGCCAGGUGCGCGUGGGGAGCUGGCUUUUCAACACGAGAACAGGUUGACUGAUAAACAAGCCCCACAGAGUCCCGUCAGGUGGGCCUUGUCUGCGGGAAAAUCCUAAAUGUCAAUCUGCUUGGGGGCGGGAAGGGGCGCAGACAGACUCGGCAGGAAGACCUGGUGGCUGAUUGACAAGGGCUGGCCGAGCGGCCACCUGCACACUGACCUGCACGUCCUGCCCAAACCGCCUGGGCCGUGGUCUUGGUCCUUGAAGGGUGACCUGGCAUCGGGACGCGGAACCACACCACGCGCUUCUCUGGGAGGUGCCGCCCCUGCCUGCGGUGCUGCCCCCUGGACAGGGGUGGUUGGUGCCAGAGGCGGGAGCACCAGGGUGGGCAGAGGGACCCGUGUUCCUCCCGGAGGCUGGGCCAGAGCCACCAGGAGGCACCUGGUUGGCACUCAGCUUUCUGACCCAGGCGCCCCUGAGAGACCCGUGUCCUGGGCUGAGCAGAGCCUUUCUCUGCUGUCAGCAUCGCUGUCACCAGGCCCCAGGCUGCAGGGGGGCAGGGAGAGGCCACCCUGACCUGAUGAAGUGCGGGGGGGAGGGGUCCUUACACAGCCAGCAUGGAAGGGCCUCGGAAUAAUGCCCCCCAAUCCUGAGCUCGUUGACCAGCGCUGGGGCUGGCAGCGUGGGGUGACGUGGGCAAGAACAGGCCUGAGUGCUCCCCGCAGGGCCCCUGGGUCCCUCCACGCUCCAGGGCCAGCUCCCCCCUCCCCCGCCCCCACCCCCACCCUACUCCGCCCCCCGCGCAUCAAAACCUGUGUCCCGGGCAUCAGCACCCUGGGCUGCUCUUUGAGGCUCCCACCGGCUCCUGGCAGUUGAGUGACAUGAAAGACCCCAUGGGAAACAGAACCGUGGGAAUGGGCCUUCUUGCCCGGGGUUGGCUGGGGAGGGGGAUUUCCCGACCCUCCCCCACCGGCUGGGGGCUGCUGAGGACUCACGGGGGGAACACCCUCCACAGAGAGAAUGUUAACACUGUAACAAUAAACACUACUGCACAGCG
Messenger RNA from Myotis myotis, 6300 nucleotides. RefSeq names its product kazrin, periplakin interacting protein (gene KAZN). The record is from RefSeq and is a predicted model, not a curated record. The transcript is spliced from 14 exons. Gene Ontology annotation, molecular function: protein binding. Bases 984 to 3065 code for a protein of 693 amino acids. Lineage: Eukaryota; Metazoa; Chordata; Mammalia; Chiroptera; Vespertilionidae.